AUGGAAUACCUGCAACAAAUGAACUACUUGCAUUACAAGGAAGAGGAUCUGGACUGGAUGAGGUUAUCAGCGAGAUGGAGAUCUCUGGAUCAGGAUACGUUGAAACUACAAACAACGAAGAACUACACAAUGUGUGAUUUGUUUCCAAUUUCUGCGCAAGAUGACACGACCCACUCGGACUCUGACUCCUCUCUGGGGAGCAGUAUUAUCGUCCUGCCUUGUUUCACACCAGACGGGCAGCUGACAGAUGAAGUGUCCCUGAACCCAGGAUCUGACAGUGAACUCAGAUCCAGCUCUCCCGGCAGCUCUGUAGUGGUUGUUGAAGAGUCUGACAGUGAAGUCAGAGUCAGGACCCUCAGUUCACCAGGCAGCUCCGUAGUAGUUGUUGGUGAGAGUUGUGAUGAGAGUGUUGGAGAGGUGGAGACGAAGGUGAAGGAGGAGACAAAGGGAGUCCUCUGUGGUCCUGAGUAUGAGGGUCUGUUUACUAACGGAACCAAUCUUUGUGACUCUGAAGAUGAAGGACUUUACACGGCGGCAACUGAACUUUGGCUUAGUUCCACAGAUCAGUGUCCUAUAAAGAGAAGAAGAGUUCACUCAGAACCAAGCCCGACUCUCCUGACGGCAGGACUCACCCACUCAGCUCUGUUUGAUCAGCUUUCUGAUUUAGUGGGAGUGCAGCAGACUUCUAACUGGGGUAGUGUCUCUCCCUCCGUCCCCACUCUCAGUGGGCCGAGUUGGGGCAGUGAGCAGGGGUCAGUGUCUGGAGCUCCCCCUCCCAGCACUGCUUCUGAUGACGUCACUAAUCAAGGUGACGUCACUUCACCUCCCAGAACCACCUACACUGAUGAAGUGCUGAAUGGGGUAUUUCAAGGUAUUCUGGAAAACAUCAACGCUUACCAUGAAGAGUAUGAGAUCUUGGCAGUUGCUAUUAGAAGGCUUGUGGAGGACAACGAAAACAUCAGGGGUAAAGUGUAUCUGCUGGAGUGGGAGUGUGAUAACCUCCGUCAGGAAGCUCUCUCCAACAGAAUACUGAUAAUAAACGUUCCUACCAAGCUGUCCCCUGGGAAGCUGAGGGAACUGGUGAUAAGAGUAGCUCAUCGAGUGGGCGUGUUCCUAGAGUCGGAGGACAUUAGGGACGUGUUCUAUCUCUUCAGGAGACCGAGUCGUACGAGUCCAGUAAUUGUGAUAUUUAUGGAGCACGCUCUGGGAGCAAGGAGGCAGAUCCUGGCUAGGAAGAACCGGCUCCAGAGCCUUCCUAUGAGAACUCUGGAGGGGUUCGGCAGGUACUCCAACACCAUCUGUGUAGACGAGCAGCUAAUAGGGCGGCGAAAUGAGCUGAAACAAGCUGCUAGAAGGGUAGUAAAGCAAGGCAGACUGCUGGACACGUGGGUCCUCAAUGGUAACGUGUAUGUCAGAGACAACCAGAGGAGGAAACACCUGCUGGAGUCGCAGAAGGCACUGGAGACUGUGCUUAGUGUGGACUGAGCAUUUGUGACCCGGUAUUAUAGAACUGUUAUAAUACGGAGUUAAAUUCCAUUAAGCGAUGAAUAGUGACACUUGUACAGACAACCACUUUUAUUAGCUUGUUGCUACGUAUUGAGCGCGGACUUUUUGUGAGUUAUAGGUAUUGUAGUAGUGACUAGUGGUGUUGCUUUUCAUUGCAGAAAAUA
Molecule: messenger RNA, 1670 nt
Organism: Bolinopsis microptera
Lineage: Eukaryota; Metazoa; Ctenophora; Tentaculata; Lobata; Bolinopsidae
Exons: 6
Coding region: 1-1485 (494 amino acids)
Source: RefSeq, a predicted model, not a curated record